GCUAGGGCAACGCGAUGGCUCCUCCAAGUAAAUGCUUCCUGAUCCUCUUGCUCGUCGCCUUCACCAAGAUCGCCAACACUGCGGCGAUCAGAGCCGAACCAUCGGCCACGGCUGCCGUUCCGUCACCGGCCAACGGUGUUGUUCUGCAUCCGGAGGCCGAGUACAGCAUCCCCGACCUGCCAGUCCCAGCGCUGCUUCCUUGCCCUCCGCUGUUCCCGAAGAUCCCGCUCAUCCCCUGCCACAAAGUGCCGCCGCCGCCGCCGGAGGUAACGGAGUGCCGGCCGUCGCUGGAGAAGCUGAUGCCGUGCGCGGGCUUCCUCACCGAUGGCAGCGUCUUCGCGCCUCCGCCCGAAUGCUGCGCCGCCUUCGAUCCGUUCUACGAGGAUGCAGCCGCGCUCACCUGCCUCUGCCACCUCACCGACGGCGACAUCGGCGAGCUCCUGCCGGCGCCCCUGAAUCGCAGGCGCAUUGUUCCCCUCCUGAUCGCGUGUGAUUUCCGGAUUAGACCGGAUACCUUUUCCGAUGUAUGCAACGCGUUGAGUAAGUCGUGUGACUAAGCUUCUGCAACAUCUUCAUUAUCCAGAUAAUG
Molecule: messenger RNA, 589 nt
Organism: Panicum virgatum (switchgrass)
Lineage: Eukaryota; Viridiplantae; Streptophyta; Magnoliopsida; Poales; Poaceae
Exons: 1
Coding region: 15-557 (180 amino acids)
Source: RefSeq, a predicted model, not a curated record